CGCCGGGCAGCUCAUUUUAUCUCCCUUCGGAUUGGUUCGUUACCGCACUUUGACAAGGAAUUGCUGUUCGGCUGAAUUGAAACUGCUUCAAAACAUAAUAGCGUUUUGCCGUUUGGAAUACCGACAAGAUGUCUGAGGAGCGAUCUGAAAGAUCUGAUGGGAAGAUUGUGAAGAUGGAGAUAGACUACAGUUCUACUGUAGAUCAGCGGCUCCCUGAGUGCGAGAAAAUGGCUAAAGAAGGCAAACUACAAGAGGCAGUUGAGAGUCUGCUGUCGUUAGAAAAGCAAACCAGAACGGCAUCCGACAUGGUUUCCACCUCCAGAAUCCUUGUGGCUGUGGUCCAGAUGUGCCAUGAAGCAAAGGAUUGGGAUGCACUGAAUGAAAACAUAAUGCUGCUCUCAAAAAGACGAAGUCAGCUAAAACAGGCUGUUGCUAAAAUGGUACAAGAAUGUUACAAGUACGUGGACACUGUGAAUGACCUCACAAUCAAGCUGCGGCUCAUUGACACACUUCGCACAGUGACUGCUGGAAAGAUCUAUGUGGAGAUUGAGCGUGCAAGGCUGACAAAGACGUUGGCCGGAAUCAAGGAGCAAAGUGGAGAUGUCAAAGAGGCUGCUUCCAUUCUUCAGGAGCUCCAGGUUGAGACCUACGGCUCAAUGGAGAAAAAGGAAAAAGUGGAGUUUAUCUUGGAGCAGAUGAGGCUCUGCAUUGCAGUCAAGGACUAUAUUCGCACACAGAUUAUCAGCAAGAAGAUAAAUACUAAGUUCUUCCAAGAGGAAGGCACAGAGGAGCUGAAGCUGAAGUACUACAAUCUGAUGAUUCAAGUGGAUCAGCAUGAGGGCUCCUAUUUGUCCAUCUGCAAACACUACCGGGCCAUCUAUGACACUCCGUGCAUCUUGGAGGAUAGCAGCAAGUGGCAGCAGGCCCUGAAGAGUGUGGUGCUGUAUGUGAUCCUAGCUCCAUAUGACAAUGAGCAGUCGGAUCUUGUGCACAGAAUCAGUGCGGAUAAGAAGCUGGAAGAAAUUCCAAAAUACAAAGACCUACUGAAGCAGUUCACCACAAUGGAGCUGAUGCGCUGGGCCGCCCUGGUUGAGGAUUAUGGGAAGGAGCUGAGAGAAGGCUCCCCUGAUAGCCCUACCACUGAUGUCUUCUCUUAUUCUGAAGAAGGAGAAAAAAGAUGGAAGGACCUCAAGAACAGAGUUGUUGAACAUAACAUAAGAAUCAUGGCCAAGUAUUACACCAGAAUCACAAUGAAAAGAAUGGCUGGACUCCUUGACCUCUCCAUUGAUGAAUCUGAGGAGUUCCUCUCCAGUCUUGUUGUGAACAAGACCAUUUACGCUAAAGUCGAUCGGCUGGCUGGAAUCAUCAACUUCCAGAGGCCGAAAGAUCCGAACGACCUGCUCAACGACUGGUCACACAAACUUAACUCCCUCAUGUCUCUGGUCAACAAGACGACACAUCUCAUUGCAAAGGAGGAGAUGAUCCACAAUCUCCAGUAAAACAUAAAUAGCUGUAAUGUUUCUAUUGAUAGGUUCCCCCCCCUCCCCCCAUCUGUUUUCUUCUUUUUUUUUUUUUUGCAGUACAUUUGAUGUGUCUAUCUAAGAGUGCCAGUGCUCUGUGUACACCUGUCUGAAAUAACUGAUUGUCCUCACACUAUUGUCCUUCAGCUAUUAUGCCAUUUUAUUAUAGCUGUCUUCAAUAUUUUGGGGAAAUGUGUGAUCGUUAUAAAUAAACCGACAUUUGUAUAAAUUAUGUCAACUGUCAAUUGAUCUGAUUUAAAAUGACUGAUCUCAGAAGAAGUGGUGCAUGUGCAGAUGUUUCCGUUCCUCUGGGUGUCACUUUAAGUCCCUGUAAGAAGUAGCGAAUUAAGUUACAUUUGGAUGCAAAUUUGGCAUAUCUCGGAUUUUACACAUUAAAAGUAAACUUCUGCAUGUGAUACCUUUUCACAGUACAGUAAGGCAAAAGUAAAUAUAUUUAGUAUUGAUUUUUUUUUCUCAUGAAGGCUUGGCCCUGUUAACCUGCUGCAUAUAUAUGUAGUUAUGCGAGAUGAAGAAGGCAAGGAACAAUAUCUGUACAAAUCAAAUUUCAAAAUAAAAUUUUAGAGUGUAUAUUUCAUUUAGGAUAUUCAACUCUUGACGAAGAACACUAUUAUCGGGGUAAAGCUGUAAAUGUGUGUGUUGUUUACGUGACCAAAAAAAGGCCCAUAAU
Molecule: messenger RNA, 2208 nt
Organism: Synchiropus splendidus (mandarinfish)
Lineage: Eukaryota; Metazoa; Chordata; Actinopteri; Syngnathiformes; Callionymidae
Product: 26S proteasome non-ATPase regulatory subunit 12
Exons: 11
Coding region: 129-1499 (456 amino acids)
Cellular component (GO): proteasome regulatory particle, lid subcomplex; nuclear proteasome complex; cytoplasm
Source: RefSeq, a predicted model, not a curated record